UUAGAAUCGCUGAUUGAUAAUAACUUUUCCUUUCACUUUUGCCGAUAAUUGGCAUGCUUCGUGGCAAAUUUUAACCUUCUAUUCGAACCAUAUGAGACUGUAUUCGACAUUGCAUAGAUUAGCAUCUUUGAAUAUCAAUAACAUCUUUAAAAAACAGUUAAAUAGGUGCAAUUUUGUAACAACCAGAACACUUUACAUCAGCCCUUAUUUAGAGCAGUGGGGUAAGAAUAAGAAGCACAGAAACGUUAAAUUAAAUUUAUAUUUCGACGCUAUGGGUGAUCCUCAAAUCGAAACAGUUCUAGCCCCUUUAAGAGCCAGCGUUAAAGAACAGGGUGAUAAAGUACGUCAAUUAAAAGCAGACGGAGCACCGGAUAUAGAUGUAAAAAAAGCAGUAGCCGAAUUGAAAGCAAGGAAAAAAAUUCUGGAAGAUAAAGAACUGAGUUUAGCCCCAAAUGUAACUUUCGAUCGGGCUAAGAUGGAAGAUCUGCUCAAAAGACGGUUCUUUUUCGAUCAAAGUUUCGCUAUUUACGGAGGCAUAACUGGUCAAUUUGAUUUCGGACCCAUGGGAUGCGCUUUCAAAUCCAAUUUACUGCAAACGUGGAGGCAGUUUUUUGUUUUAGAAGAACAGAUGUUAGAAGUGGAUUGUUCUAUUUUAACUCCUGAACCAGUUCUCAAAGCCUCAGGACAUGUAGAUAGAUUUGCUGAUCUUAUGGUUAAAGAUGUGAAAACAGGAGAAUGCUUUCGAUUAGAUCAUUUGAUAAAAUCUCAUUUAGAAAAAAUAGCAAUGGAUAAAAAAGCUACCCAAGAAACUAAGGACGAAUGUCAAGAUAUAGUUAUUAAGUUAGAUGGUAUGAAUAAGUCUGAAAUGGCUGCAGUGAUGCAAAAAUUCAGUAUGAAAAGUCCUCUUACUGGAAACGAAUUAACUGAACCAAUUGAAUUUAAUCUCAUGUUUGCUACACAAAUAGGACCUUCAGGACUUAUUAAAGGAUUUUUAAGACCUGAAACAGCUCAGGGUAUUUUCGUAAACUUCAAACGUCUUUUAGAAUUCAAUCAAGGAAAAUUACCUUUUGCAGCCGCCCAAAUAGGUAAUGCAUUUAGGAAUGAAAUUUCGCCCAGAUCCGGUUUGAUUAGAGUUAGAGAGUUCACGAUGGCUGAAAUAGAGCAUUUUUGCGACCCGAAUGAUAAAAGACAUCCUAAAUUUGAAAAUGCUAGGGAUACGCAACUUUUGUUGUAUUCGGCUUGCAAUCAAAUGGAUGGCAAAGCAGCUGAAAGGAUCACGAUUGGUACAGCUGUGGAUUCAGGAUUGGUUGCCAACGAAACUUUGGGAUAUUUCAUGGCUAGAAUACAACAAUUUUUGGUUAAAUCCGGAGUCGAUCCAGCUAGGUUGAGAUUCAGGCAACACAUGGCGAACGAAAUGGCCCAUUACGCGUGCGAUUGUUGGGAUGCAGAGUGUCUUACCAGUUACGGUUGGAUCGAAUGUGUGGGAUGUGCCGACCGAUCGGCGUACGAUCUUACUCAGCACACGAAUGCCACUGGAGUUCGAUUGGCUGCAGAAAAAAAACUCGCUGAACCGAAAAUCGAAGACGUCGUCGAAGCGCAAGCCAAUAAGGGAUUGUUGGGUAAAACGUUCAAAAAAGACGCCAAAACCAUCACGGACGCUUUAGCUGCUUUAAAUAUUAACGAUUUAGUGGAAUUAGAGAAGAAAUUGGAUAACGAAGGAUCUUAUGAUUUGUCCAUUGGAGAUCAAAAAUUCAACCUUUCUAAAGAUAUGGUUUCUGUUAAGAAGUAUCAGAACACGCUGCAUGUUGAAGAAAUCAUUCCCAGCGUCGUUGAACCAUCUUUUGGUGUCGGUCGCGUAAUGUACGCCAUCUUUGAGCACAAUUUCAAACAACGAGAAAACGACGAACAAAGGACUUACCUUUCUCUGCCAGCCAUUGUUGCACCUUUAAAAUGUAGCGUUCUUCCACUGAGUUCGAACCAGGAGUUCGUACCGUUCAUUAGGAAAAUCUCUACCGGAUUGACCAAAGUUGAUGUUUCUCAUAAAGUAGAUGAUAGUUCUGGAUCGAUAGGAAGAAGAUAUGCAAGGACAGACGAAAUUGCUAUACCGUACGGUAUUACCAUUGAUUUUGAUACGUUGAAGGAACCAAAUACUGUCACUUUGAGGGAAAGAGAUUCUAUGGGACAAGUUAGAAUACCGGUUGAAGACAUUGCUACGGUAGUACACAAUUUGUCGUACAGCAAACAGACCUGGAACAACAUAGAAAGCAAGUAUCCGAAAUUCGAACAGCAAGAAACCAAAGCUGUUUAGAAUGUCGAAGUGUAAAUAAUUUGCUGACAAAGGAUUAACAUUAUGAUUAAAAAGCUUCGAGAAUAUUUGUAAUUUAUUUCACAUUUUUAUUACAUUGAGAAUUAAGAAAUUGACA
Molecule: messenger RNA, 2423 nt
Organism: Psylliodes chrysocephalus
Lineage: Eukaryota; Metazoa; Arthropoda; Insecta; Coleoptera; Chrysomelidae
Source: the annotation of a GenBank genome assembly